AUGCAGUUCGUUCUAGCAUUGUUAUAUUUCAUCUCCCUAGCACGAGCUGCUAGCAGGACCACCGCCCCAUCUGGGGCAUUAGUAGUUGCCAAAUCCGGUGGGCAGUAUACUAAGAUUCAGGACGCUGUCAAUGCUCUAAGUACCUCGUCGACCGCUGCUCAGGCGAUUUUUGUCAAUCCUGGAACGUAUGACGAACAGGUUUACAUACCUGCGCGUUCAGCCGCUCUCACUAUCUACGGUUACACGGCUGACACUUCUUCCUACGGAUCCAACCAGGUGACCAUCACACAUGGAUUCAGCCAAGCAACAGUUAGCGGAGGAAAUGACAUGACCGCUACCGUGAGAGCUUGGAGCUCAAACUUCAAGAUGUAUAACAUCAACAUGGUCAACUCAUACGGAAAAGGCUCCCAGGCUCUUGCGCUGUCAGCACAAGCAACCAAUCAGGGCUAUUAUGCAUGCCAGUUUAAAGGUUUCCAGGACACCAUCUUGGCCAAUAAGGGAGCUCAAGUAUUUGCCAAAUCCCUGAUAGUGGGCGCCACCGAUUUUAUAUUUGGACAGACGGCUACUGCUUGGUUUGAUCAGUGUGAUAUACGCGUUUUGGCUGCAAGUCUGGGAUACAUCACUGCAAACGGACGGGACUCUUCUUCAAACCCCAGCUACUACCUCUUCAAUCGAUGCACUGUCGCUGCAAUGGACGGCAAUUCUGUUACAAAUGGCGCAUACUAUCUUGGUCGGCCUUGGAGAAAUUAUGCCCGAGUGGUCUUCCAGCGAACUUCAUUAUCGGCCGUGAUUAAUGGCGCAGGGUGGCAUAUCUGGAACACAGGCGAAGCGAACACUGAUCAUGUUACCUUUGGGGAGUAUAGUAACACGGGGGCAGGUGCGAGCGGCACGAGGGCUAGUUUCAGUACGAAAUUGUCAUCACCAGUGAGCAUCAGCACGAUUCUUGGGUCUGGGUGGUCAAGUGCAUCGUACGUUGAUAAUGCCUAUUUGUAUGGAGAUUCAUGA
Messenger RNA from Lindgomyces ingoldianus, 1005 nucleotides. Its product is annotated as putative pectin methylesterase/Pectinesterase. The record is from RefSeq and is a predicted model, not a curated record. NCBI's taxonomy places the organism in Eukaryota, Fungi, Ascomycota, Dothideomycetes, Pleosporales, Lindgomycetaceae. Bases 1 to 1005 code for a protein of 334 amino acids. Gene Ontology annotation, biological process: cell wall modification. The transcript is spliced from 2 exons. Gene Ontology annotation, molecular function: pectinesterase activity.